UAACCUUUCGUUCAAAAAUAAAAGACUUUUAAAUCGAUUAAAACCAUGGUAGUUCGAAAAAUUAGCAAAAAAUUGUACAAAGCAAGGCAUUAGUAUAAACUGAAAAAACUCCUUGCGUAGGAUACCUUUAUACGAGUUGAUAUACGAAGCAGUUUCUCAUCGAUAUAAUUACAUUUUUUGACUAGUGCAAUGAGUACUAAUGGUGAAGAACGAACUCAGGCACCCCCAGAAUCCCAAUCUCAUGGCUUUCAAGCAGCUAUGGAUUACAUGAUGCUGAGAAAAGUUGAUGCUUUGUUGUGGUUGACUCGAAUUGGAACUAUGGUAUUUACCAUAUUGUCUAUGAUACCAAUAUUUGGAGUUAAUCCUUAUACUUCUUAUCAAAGAGCCUUGAUGAGUAAUGCUGCAACAAGUGCGCUUCGUCUUCAUCAAAGGCUACCCCGAGUGCAGCUCACAAGAGAAUUUGGAGCUACACUGCUUAUGGAAGAUUCAUGCCAUUACUUACUCUAUUCUAUUUUGUUUAUCAUUUCCUAUCCCAUUACAUUAUCCUUAUUACCAAUCUUUCUCUUUGCUGUUUUACAUUCUGUACAUUUCAGUAUCAUAAUCUUAAAUAAACUUGGCCAUUACAAUACCUGGGCUACUACUUCAUUGACUUCAAUUGCAGAAAACCAUCAACGCAACAUUCUUCGAUUAGUUGCAUUUACUGAAGUUACUUUGAUGCCACUUACUAUACUUUGGCUCUUUAGUGGCAAAGGAAGUCUAUUUACCCCAUUUGCUUAUUAUCGCUUUUUGACAUUCCGAUAUGCUUCACGAAGAAAUCCAUAUUGCAGAAAUGUUUUUCAUGAAAUGAAAAUUCUCCUGCAGAAUUUUGCCAGCAAGCCAGGUCGUAAUGUUUCAAUUAGAAAUUUUUGUCUCACAAUAAUACGUGUGUGUUCAUACUUUGCACCACCUAUCGUUCCUCAACAAUAAAAACAAAACUUUUAAUUGAUAUUUACUUGUUGACUGUCUUUUACUAUGUUUUUUUUGUGUAUAAAUUUUAUACAUGUGCUUUGAUAUGGAUUUUAAAGGUGUCAUUUUUUUUCCAUUGUACACCGCUGAACAAUUGUCAUCUUCUCUGAACAACAAUUUGUACGAAUGCCUAAUUAGAAAAAUAGUAUGCACUUAAUAGUUCUACUAGUGUUAUACAUUUAUCUGAUAACAUAAUUGAAAUAAGCUUUUUCAGGUAUAAUCAUAUAUGAUAAAGAAAUGGUUAGAAUAAACUGGAUAUGUAGAACUAAAACAUGUUUUUUUUCUUCAUAUUCUCCCUUUACUGCAAAUUUUAACUGGUUUAUAUGUAUGUAUAACAUAUUUCUUAAUGAUUUUUCUGUUUUAAAAUAAUUAUUCUGACUUAUUUUUAGUUUGUUUUUUUUUUAAUAAUUUUUUUUAAAUAUCAGAUGUUAAAAUAUUUUAAGUUUUAAAGCCAAAUAUUUAGGACCAAAUCAUGAAGUUAUUUUAAAAAAUUAAAUAAUUCUUCAAAUUGUAAUUUUACAGCAAAUUAUUAUUUUCCUAAGAAGUUGUUUCAAAACAAUUUUGAUUACAAUAUGAUUUUUGAAUAUGAUUAUAUGAACCAAGUUAUAUAUUUUUUAAAGUUCAAUUCAAAGAUAUGAGAUUUAUGCACUCUUUAAAAUAGUAUAUAGUGUACAAAGAAGUAUUUAUUUUUCAUAUUUGUGUAAUAGUUGACUGAAGUCAAGAAGAAAAACUCAUUAUCAGAAAGAGUGUAUUAGUGUGAGCUUACACCAUUUUGUUCUUUAUUUAUAAGUACUAUUUUAUCACUCUGAGCACGGAUAAAUAAACAGAAUUGCGAAGUGAAUUUAUAUUGCACUUAUUUUGAAUUUAUUCUGUAAAUUAAAGUCUGCUAACUUUUAAUUUGUAAGAAGCAAAAAUGUGGAUGAUCAAAAAUGUUAUAUUUUGUCAUUAUGCAAAAUAAUGUUUGGUAAAUAAGUAAAUAUAUUAAUAAAUCAGUGAAUUUUUUUUUUUUAAAGAUUCUCAAAUUUAUUAGUUUUUCUAACAGUUCAUAUUAUGGACAAUUUCAUGACACAGGACAACACUACAAAUAUAAAUAAAUUAACAUUUAAUAGCAUCUCUCUGCUACACAAAACAAAUUUCUCAGUUUUUUAUUUAUCUAAUUCAGAUAUAAAAUCAGAAAUUAUAGUUUUUAAAUAUUUUGUAAUAAUAAUAAGAAAGUUUAUUAAAAUUUUAAUAUAGUUUGUAUUUAUAGCAUCAGUCACAUUUGUCACUGUCUAUAUGUUAUUUAUUUUGUAUUUUCAAUUUUUCCCGAUUUGUUUGAAUUUUUUUUAAUAAUAAAUUUUUAUAUUCGUCGUUGAACAGCCGACACAAUUUUGGGUUUAUUACUACUAAUAUUCAACCGUAGCCUUGUAGUUUUGAACUAAUCCAGAAGACGAGGAAACACCUGAAUCAGUACCCCCAGGUCUCGAUUUAUUAUAGUUCGUCGAUUUGGUCUGAGGGUCAAAGAAUGAUCACAAAAUAUUUUGUUAAAUUUUUCUUAUUUAUUUUUCCUAUCUUACUAAUUUUAAAACAACAAUUAAAAAAAUGUUUCUAAAGAUAAUUUCAUUGAUAAAAAAUACUAUAUAUUUAUUGAUUUUUUUUAAAAUCAUAUAUUGAAUAAAUUUUUUUAAAGAAACUCUUACAUAUUUUGAAAAGAUAAGCUCACUUUCUCUUUUUUAUUUGAAUAUACAAUUGGUUCAAGAAUAGUUUUAACUGAUAAAGAAAUUUAACUUCUACUUGGUUAUUUGAAAUGAUAAACAUCUUUAAUUAUUAUGUCUUAGGCAUACAAAAUGAAUUGCUGAUGUAAUUUUUCCAGAUAAUUUAUUGAUAAUUUGAAAAAAAUUAUCCAUCACUGUAAAGUUGUGAGUAAAGUAGAUAGCAAACUCAGUAAAGUUUUAGAUGCAAAUAUUAACAUUUGUAAUAUUUUCUUUAGUUUCACAAAUGCAUUUAUUGGUAUCUUAUCUAUGUAUUCAGAACUUGAUUAAUUUUUUCAUUAAUUUAUUCUUAUAUAUCGUAAUACAAAAUUAAUACAUGUAGCUUUUUAAUAAGAACAUCUCUUCAUUCUGCCACGGUUAUGGAUUAACAUUUAUAUGUAUUAAAUUUUUAACUUUAUAUGUGUAUAUAAUACCAACAUUUCUUUACAUUUAAAACUAGUUUCUUAAACUUCCCUUUCCUGUUUGAAAAUCUGUAGCUUUUAAAAACUGCUUGAAAUUAGACUGUUCUAUUGUCUUUUUUUUUUUAACAUAACAUUUCAUUUAAGGUCACAGGAAUAUUUUCUUGCUAAUAAUUAUUUUUAAAUGUUCUUUUCUUUUAAAUUUUAUUAGCUUAUAUCAUGCAUUUGGUUUAUUCUGCAGCCUUUGUUUUCAAGUCUGUUCUUGAAAAUGGUCUUUUUUUUUGGCAAUGCCCAUAAGAAAAGUGUUUAUUUAGGUAUUUAUUAAACUGUUUUUUUUUUUAAAUUUCACAUAAUUUUAGAUUUUAAGUUUUUAUUUUAUUAAAUUAAAACAAAAGUUUCAGAUAGAAUUCUUUGUAGUAAUUUUCUGUUGAUUUCUUUAUCUUAUCAAUAUUAAAAAUAUUAUUGAAAAAUUCUAUCUUAGGCUUUAAUAGGUUAAGAAAGCUUGUUUAAGAAAGAAAAAUGAUCAUUUAGAAAAAUAAUUUUUUUUUAUUAAAUGUUAAAACGUAGUUUUAUUAUAAAUUAAUAAUUUGUAUUGAAAUUCAAAAUGCUGUUGAUAGAUAGCUUUUCAUUUUAAAAAUUUAAUUUUGAUUUUGGUCGAAUAGCAAAACAUUUUUCUUAAUUCUAAUCUUUUUUUCAUUACUAUUAUAGUUAAAAUAACAAUAUUAUUUGAAAUUGAAUAUUUUUCCAGAAAGACAGGUGCUGAAAAUAUUCAUGAAAAAUUAAAAUUACAAAAAAUUUGAGGAAACACUUUCUUUUUUUUCCCUCUCCAGGUCUUAAAUUUCUAUACCACAUGGUUGCACUGCACUUUCUCUCCUGUUUUUGAUUUUUAUAUCCAAACCACUAAAUUGGUCCGGCCAUCUUAAAUUUGGUCUACUUUUCUUGUUAGAAAGUUUCUCUCUCGUGAUAUUAAUGAGCAUAUUUGUUUCUUUAUUUAUUUCUACAUGCUCUAGCCAUUGUAUCCUUUUUGCUUCUAUGAAUCUCAUGUCUUUCUUUUUAAUUAAGGUUUCAAUUUUCUGAUUGCAUCUUUCCCUCCACACGCCAUUUUCUCUUAUAUUUCUAUAGAUUUUUUUAAUAAUUCUGCAUGCCUUAGCAUAUAUCAAUCUCUGGGCAAGACUCUUUUUUCAGAUCCUAAUGUAACUAUUCAUUUAAUUAUUGCUGUUCUCCCUAAGCUUUUUCAAAAGGGUUGCCCACCCCACCUUUCCUUAAACAGAGGUAAAUGUAGCCUUUUGUAAAAAUGUUGUCUGCCCCCCCCCCUUUUUUUUUAAAAAAAAGUUCUAUUUUUAUUUUAAGAAAACAGCAGUAGCAGAAUUCAGGAACUACUAUUAUUUUCCAUAUUUAUUUGAGUACUUUUAAUUCUGUUCUGACGGGCACUAAACUAACUAGAUAUAAUUAAUGUAUUUAGCAAGAUUAAUGCCUAAGGCAUCCUUGUUUUUGAAAAAGAGCACCCUGCCCCUUUUUUAUUUUUAAGAUCUCUUAACAUUGUAUAUCUACAUCUUACAUUUUCUUAAAAUUAGUUUAUACUUUAAAAUUUAUAAUUGGCAUAUAGUGCUUUGUUACCAUUUAAUAUUUGUCAAUCAUUUCACAUUAAACUAUUAAUUACUUACAUUAUUCGUUAAAGGAUAUAUUUGACAUUGAUAGAUUUUAUUUAUGAACUUUUUAAUUGUUUUAGUGAUAUUUUAUUGUUUUAUUACCUUUUUUAUAAUUAAAACUAAAACACAGAUUUUUAUAAUCUUGUGACUCACUUCAUGUGUUUAAUUGUUACUUGCAAAUUUAUUUGACUACUUGCUAAGUUACUAUGUCAUAAAUAUAUGUAAGAUGAAAUAUUAAAACUUACUUUCUAAAUCACCUUAAUUUUUUUUCUAUGUAUUAAGAUCAAUUAGAUUUUUUUUUUCAGUAGUAAUUUAACUAAAAUGAAAAUAGUUGUAUUCAUUAAACAUUAAAAAAUAUAACCUUUCACAAUUUCUGUACAAUUGAUUAGUGAAAUUCAUAUUUUAAUUUAAUUGCAAUAAUGUCUUUGUUGGUAGCUAAACCUCAUUAUCUUUUAUGAAGUAUGUUAUUUUUUUGAUGAAACUAAUUACAAUUAAAAAAAAUUUGUGGAAGAACAUGUUAAAAAAAUGCUUUAGAUUGUACAGAAAUAUCAUAACAAUACAUCUUUUAAAGAAAAAUUCAUUGUUUAAAGUCUUAAGCAAAUGAAGUUGAUGUUUUAUACAUAAGUCAACCUUAAAACAUUUUUAUCUCACUAACUUUAAUGUUUUCAACAUGUCAUUAUCAACAAGUUGUUUCCUUUCUUUUACAUAGUUUUUCAAGCUCUUGCACAUACUUUUUUUUCACAGACAGAAUUCAGAUGCAAUUACUAAAUGUGUACUUGUGCAUUUUAAAGCAGCACAUAAGUUCUGUAUUGAAUUAUUUAUAUGAAUGUUUGUUUGGUGUCUUAAAAACAAUCUUGGAUCUGGAAAUAUUAAAGCCCAUUAUUGGAGAACAUGUAGGACGAAUUACAUUCCUCAAAAACUGUUAUUGAAGAUGAACUUUGUUAUAAGAAAAAUUUAGAAAUACUGCAAAAUAUGCAAGUAUUAAUUGAUUUGGGGUUCAUUAUGAUGAUGUAUAAGAGUUAAAUAAAAGAUGGAUUGUAUAUA
Molecule: messenger RNA, 5847 nt
Organism: Parasteatoda tepidariorum (common house spider)
Lineage: Eukaryota; Metazoa; Arthropoda; Arachnida; Araneae; Theridiidae
Gene: Kr-h2
Product: transmembrane protein 33-containing Krueppel homolog 2
Biological process (GO): endoplasmic reticulum tubular network organization; membrane organization
Cellular component (GO): membrane; endoplasmic reticulum
Source: RefSeq, a predicted model, not a curated record